Lutra lutra (Eurasian river otter) is the source of this 192-nucleotide messenger RNA. Its product is annotated as small EDRK-rich factor 1-like. The transcript has a single exon. NCBI's taxonomy places the organism in Eukaryota, Metazoa, Chordata, Mammalia, Carnivora, Mustelidae. The record is from RefSeq and is a predicted model, not a curated record.
AUGGUCCGUGAGUAAGGAAAUCAGCGAGAACUUAACCACUAGAGAAAUGUGAAGAAAUACCAGGAAAUCAGCAAGCGGAAAAGAAAAGAAGAUAUCUUAACCACCUCUCAGAGAAAGCAGAUGGACUCUGAGAUAAUACAAAAAAAGCAGAAGGUAGCUCAUGAGAAGUCUAUGCAGACAAGAGAAAAAUGA